Vicia faba (fava bean) is the source of this 546-nucleotide messenger RNA. NCBI's taxonomy places the organism in Eukaryota, Viridiplantae, Streptophyta, Magnoliopsida, Fabales, Fabaceae. The record is from the annotation of a GenBank genome assembly.
AUGGAAUUGGUAGAGAGAUCUAUAGUUUUCUUGAUGAUGACAAUGGUGGCUGUUCAGGUUUCAAAUGCAGUUGUGCACAAGGUUGGAGACUCUUCUGGUUGGACAAUCAUUGGUAACAUAGAUUACAAGAAAUGGUCUGCUACUAAAAACUUCCAAAUUGGUGACACUAUCGUUUUUGAAUACAAUGCUCAGUUCCACAAUGUGAUGCGUGUGACACACGCCAUGUACAAAUCGUGCAAUGGAUCACUACCUUUGACAACCUUCACCACUGGCAAAGACUCUAUAAAGAUAACAAACUAUGGUCAUCACUUUUUCUUGUGUGGUGUUCCUGGCCACUGCCAAGCAGGACAGAAGGUUGAUAUCAAUGUGCUCAAUGUUUCGGCAGCAGCAACACCGACCAAAUCUCCAUCAGCAUUGGCCUCUCCAGUACCAGUUGCAACUACGCCUGCACUUUCUCCUAACAAUGCUUCACCUUUGACUACUGCAAAGGGAGCUUUUGGUUUUGUUGGUUUGGCCAUGACAGUUUUUAGCAGUUUCUAUUUCUAA